Messenger RNA from Salmo salar (Atlantic salmon), 3275 nucleotides. RefSeq lists its product as uncharacterized. Lineage: Eukaryota; Metazoa; Chordata; Actinopteri; Salmoniformes; Salmonidae. Gene Ontology annotation, biological process: mitotic cell cycle. The record is from RefSeq and is a predicted model, not a curated record.
ACACGUCAUCUACUUCCCAGCAAGCCUUGUGUCCUAAAAAAUACACGCGCGGAAAGUUAAGAUUUUGGAAAGGAUUUGUCCAACUCUGUCUGAAAUUGGUCUACAAAACCGAAAGUAAAAGGCGAAAAAAUAACUUAUGAACGGGAAAUCCUUCAGUAAGAGACUCAAAUGACCACAAAAAGUAGACCUACAUCUGCUUCUAUUCUGAAAGAUGUUGUUGCCUACGUUGACGUGUGGUCAUCAAGUAAAACAGAGAAUUACUCGAAACCGUUCAUCCAGCAGCUGCAGGAUAUGGGAGGUGUGGUAUCUAAAACCUUCAAUAAACAAGUCACACAUGUAGUCUUUAAAAAUGGCCAUCAAGCGACCUGGAAUAAAGCCAAGAAGAAUGGUGUGAGACUUGUGUCUGUCCUCUGGGUGGCCAGAUGUAAAGAUGAUGGUGAACAUAUUGAUGAGGAGUUGUAUCCGGCAUUAAAUGAUGAAGUCAAUUCAGCACUCAAGAAAAGGGUGCAUCGUUGUAUGCAGCCAAGAGACACCCCUGAGAGGACCCCUGAGAAUGACAGGCGCAUGAAGAAAAAACUGGACAAGAUGAUCGAAGACCUAGUACCAAAAUCACCUUUUAUAGCAGAUGUGUCCCCUUACGUUAUCGACGAAGAGAAAGGAAUAGUUUACAGUCCUUCUAUGAAACGGUGUGACUUCAUGGCACAGAGGCUGAAGGAGAUGAGGGAAGCUAGGGAAAAUCUAUCCCCCGCAGCUUCACAAAUGGGGCAAUCUAGGUUAUCACCUGAGUUUAAGCCUUCUCUUGGGAAUACACCAUCCCACUCUUUCUUGCAAAACCUGGAUGAAGAAUCUGAUCAGGAUUUGAAUGCAUAUUUUGGCUCAAAUAAAACCGAUGGAGAGGAGCAACAUGAAGCCACCAGUGAACCACAGCACACGAAAGACUUUCAGAAACCUUUGAAGUCAACAUGCAGUGAUUUGCCCAGACAAAAUACAUUGGUUCAAAGUCCUUUGCCCAAUUCACCGGCUAAAGAGAGUAAACAAGACAAAAAUCCUAAGAGGACCUCAAUCAAACGUAAUGUCAUCAAAAAGCACAUCUCCUUAGAGAGUCCCUGUCUGGAUGACUGCCCGGAGGGUAGCAAGAGUGUGCAAUCAGUGUUUACAUUUAACAGUUUCGUAAUGGGAAAAAGUGGGCUAUCAUCCAGCAGAAGUAAUAUGGACAAAGUCACACCACCUGUCAGGAAAAGCAGAACACCACGGUCCCUUCCAGAAAGUAAGCCAACUGCUAAUCUGGAGAUUUCUAGUCGCCGUUCUUCAACAUUUUUACCUGAAAAACCCAAUGUGCUUCAUACAUCCCUAAAGAUCACCACACCGAAAUCAAAAGGGAGCGAAUGUAGAAAAUCCUCGCUUCCUGCUUUAGAAAGAUCUUGCACUGUCUCAAAUGGCUUCCGUGCCUCCUGUGUAGACGAUGAUGAUGGGGUAUUUGUAGACUUCUUCUCUCCAGCUAACAACCCUAGGAGACAACGAAGCUGCCUUUUACCCAGCUUGCCCUUAGAAUCCAAGGUUCAGAUCCCCUUUGAACUAGAGCCUCAGCCUAGCCCUGGGAAGAGGAAGAGGGGCAAGAGUGAAACCACAGGGUCUGAGUCGGCCAGUGCCAAAAAGAGAACACAUGGGGUGCCCAGUGUAAGAGAAACCAGCAGUGUAAACAGCAUGUUGGAUCAACACGCGCAUCCACACCAGGAUACAAAGGGAUGUCCAUCCUCCGAGGACAAUAAUACAAAACAAACUCUGACUAGAAGUAGUAGGCGUAGCGCGUUGCCAUUCUCUAGAGUGUCUAAAGACUUCACUGAUGAACUGACUAGUGCCCCUGACCAGCAGAGUGCUUCAACAGACCUUUCAAAACCAAGUUUGGCAGCAGCAAACAAAGCACUAGGUGAGCAAAAAAGUUUGAUUCUCUUAACUCGGCACAAGGACAAACAAGUAAAAAGUAGCCGACAUUUCAAAAGUAUGUGAUUUCUAAAUUGUAUAUACUACAAUGUGUUGGGAUGUUACCAUGUCAUCAAUAUAAUCAAUGCAAUGGUAUUCAAGACAUUAGCAUGUUUUACUAAUCAAUAUACAUGGACUAUACAAAACAGUAAGAACACCUGCUCUUUGCAUGACAGACUGACAAGGUGAAUCCAGGUGAAAGCUAUGUCACCUGUUAAAUCCACUUCAAUCAGUUUAGAUGAAGGGGAGGAGAUUGUUUUAAAGAAGGAUUUAAGCCUGGAGACAAUUGAGACAUAGAUUGUGUAUGUGUGCCAUUCAGCGGGUAAAUGGGCAAGGCAAAAGAUUUAAGUGCCUUUGAACAGGUUAUGAUAGUAGGUGCUGGUUUGUGCCAAAAACUGCAACACUGCUGGAUUUUAUAUCAAGAAUGGUCCACCACCCAAAGGACAUACAGCCAACUUGACACAACUGUGGGAAGCAUUGGAGUCAACAUGGGCCAGCAUCUCUGGAACACUUUCGACACCUAGUUAACUCCAUGCCCCGACGAAUUGAGGCUGUUCUGAGGGCAAAAGGGGGGGGCUCAACACAAUAUUAGGAAGUAUUCUCAAUGUUUGCUAUACUUAAAUGUAACUGAUCAACAUCAAACAUUUUCACCUCUCAGGUAAUAAUAAUAAUAAUAAUAAUGUGCUGUAGAAUUGGCACAGUGGUUGUUGAGUUUCAUUAUCAACAUGAAUGUUUGCAAUCUUUUCUCUGCCAGUAUCCCAAAAUGUGAUACCAUUUUAUUACAGCAGAAGAAUGGCAUUAAUUAACCAUAUCGUACUACCUUGAUCAGUAUUUCAGUGAUGCAAAGGCUGAAAAACAUUGUAUGGCCCAUGUAAGUUAAUCAUUGUGAAUUGAAGUUUUAAUAUAGCCUAUUGAGAAUUCCCCUGAAAUGAUAGGAAAAUAAUAUUAAAUUAAUACUGAUGGGGUGAUACAUUUUCUAAUAAACAAAUGUUAACCUUUCUUUCUAGAAGAACCUUACUGACAAUUUGUGUUCGCCUGAUACCAUCAUCACACAAAAACAAGCGAAUAAGCAUUCAGCAGUUGUGGGCAGAGGAACUGCCUACGCUGCAGCAGCUGGUGACACGGUCACCAUUUUAAAUUUAAGCAAAAGGAAAAGACAAGUCAAUGUGUUGGGCAAGAGCAUGGACAAAAAUACAAAGGUAACCAAACUGAUCAUCUAAGUUGCUGCUGUGGUGGUGUUGGCUGUAAUUGUUAUAGCCCAGCAUUGGUUUACUCAAUAAAUUACCUGAAGCAUG